Messenger RNA from Saprolegnia diclina VS20, 516 nucleotides. RefSeq lists its product as hypothetical. The coding region runs from base 106 to 408 and encodes 100 amino acids. The record is from RefSeq and is a predicted model, not a curated record. The transcript has a single exon. Lineage: Eukaryota; Oomycota; Saprolegniomycetes; Saprolegniales; Saprolegniaceae.
GGGACACGCACCCUCGACCUCAACGUCGCGAUCCCUCUUCAUUUGUGAACUUCUCUCGCAACCAACUCACCCCACCACCCCACCCCACCCCACCCCACCACCAAUAUGCCCAAGUCGCAAGCGAGCCCCCGUGAUUCGAUGACGGCCGUCCGCAAGUACCAUGCCUUUGUGAUUGCGCGGCUUUUGAACGACAGCGCAUCCAAGCACCGCGUGCCUCACACGACGAUUGCCAACAAGCUCGCCAAGGUCGCGCUCAAGAUGGAAUAUCGCAUCUUCAAGCUCACGCGCGGCCGCCUCUUGGACGAAAAUGCCAUCAAGCUCUACUUGACGCACUUGACGCAGCAGGCGCACCGUCGCCACCGCCGCCAGCUGCAGUCCGAAAAGACCGAAAUGAUCAAGGUCGCGUAGAUCCGAGCGCAGGAUCGGCGUCUCUAUUUAUUGACUUCGUAAAUUUGAAAUUGAAAUAAUAAUAAAAAAUCCCACGACGCCUCUUCGUCGAUACUGCUUGGAACGAGG